Molecule: messenger RNA, 726 nt
Organism: Phaeodactylum tricornutum CCAP 1055/1
Lineage: Eukaryota; Bacillariophyta; Bacillariophyceae; Surirellales; Neidiaceae
Exons: 1
Coding region: 1-726 (241 amino acids)
Source: RefSeq, a predicted model, not a curated record
AUGUACAACAAUGAGUACCAAAAGACCGUGCUGGGCAGAAAGAGGCCAAGGCCUACCCGAAUGAUGAAAUUACUGAUAACACAAACGUUAUGGACUAUCUCAAAUUCUUUUGUCCACGUCACCAUUCCCCUGAAUCGCUUACAGCAAAUGGAAAAUCGAACUCAUCGGAAAAACGCCGAGGCAACCCGAAGAUUCGCCCAAUCCGACGAAAUUGCUCAGUUUAUGCAAAUUGCCAAGGAAGAACGCGCUCGCGCCGUACAGGCAACCGAGGACAAGUACAAGAGAGAAAUUGCCGAGCUAAAAUCUGAACUUGAGGAUAUGCAGACUGACAGUAUUCUUUUCACUUCUAGCGUCCCAGAUACAUCGAAGGCUUUGGCCGACGCCCAGAAAAGAAGGGCUCGUGCUGUACAAGAGAUGGAAAAACGAUAUCAAAGCGAAAUUCAAAUGCUAAGGGCCAAGUUGGCAGAAUACGAGCGUAGCAGUCCGUCGGCACCUACUCGCCACGCAUCAUCAGGGUCGUCGGUACCACCAUGGGACGAGAGCUUGUACCAGACGGAACUUGCAGAAAAGGUGCGCGCGUACCACAAAUUACUGUCCGAUUACGUCGUCAAAGCCCAGCGAGACAAGGCUUUUGCUGUGGAAAUGGCAGAGGCGAGGCUAACAGCCAAGUACGAGAGAAUUAUUGCUGAGUUGAAAGGAGAAGGCAUGGAGAGCGACGGCAUAUAA